AUGUUUAAAGUUAAAAAUUUGCAUAAUAAAGUGGUAAGCAGUAAGAACAGAUUAAUUUUAAAAGAUGUUUAUAAAACUAAAGAAAUUAGUUCUUUAAAUCUAAAAGAAAUAAAAAUAUUGAUAGAAACACCUUCAGGAGAGUGUUGGAUUGAUAACAUUUCAUCACCAAAUAAUUUCAAUAAUGAUUCAUUAUAUUUAAUUAAAUCUGGAAAAAUGAAAGAAUUUCUACUUCAAGACUUAGUUUAUUUAUUUAAUAAUAGAUUAUAUUUCUAUAAAAAUUAUAGAAUAUUUUAUAUUAGACAUUGUACAGAAUAUUAUAACUUUUCUACAGUCAGAAAGUUAACAAUUAAUAACCAAUUUAUUACAUCUCUAAAUCUUAAUUCUUUAGAUUUAGAUUAUUUAGAUUUAAGAUAUAAUUUCCUUACUAAAGUAAUUUACGAUAAACAUUUAUUUUUUUGUGAUUUAAGAAAUAAUAAAAUAAAAAAAAAUAGCAUAAAAGCAGAUAUUCUUUUUUUAGAUAAAAAAGGAGGAAUUGAAAAACAUGUUAGUCUUAGAAAAAAAGAUAUUUUAAAUAACUUUAAAAGUGAAUAUAAAAAAUAUAAAAUAUAUAAUAUAGCAUAUAGAUUUUAUAUCGUACAGAGAAAUAUUCAUGAUUUUGAAUUUAUUUUAACUUGCAUAAUCAGAGAUAUUAUAUCAGAUAAUUUAAUUGAAAAAAUUUCUGAAAUUUACAAUAAACUUAAAAAGGUGUGUUUAACAAAAGAAUCUUUUUAUAUUGUGUGUGUUACAGAAGAGAAUAUUAUUAUUAAGACUUAUAAUGUUAGAGUUAUAAUGGAUUAUUUUUUACAAAGAGAGAUAAUUUAUAAAGAACAUACAUACAUUUAUGAUAAUAUAGGAAAAUGGUAUAUUGUACCAAUAUAUGAAAAUAAUAAUAAAGAAUAUUAUAUGGAUAGUAUAAAAAUAUAUGAAAAUAAUAUGGAUAGUAUAAAAAUAUAUGAAAAUAAUAUGGAUAGUAUAAAAAUAUAUGAAAAUAAUAAAAAUAAUAAUAAUUUACAAAAGACAAUGGAUAAAAAUAAUAAUAAUUUACAUAAAACAUUGAAUAAAGAUAAUAAUAAUUUACAAAAGACAAUGAAUAAAGAUAACAAUAAUUUACACAAAUUAAUUAAUAAAGAUAAUAUAGAAUAUAAAAAAUCAUAUAAUAACAGUGUAGAUUGUAUAGACUACACAGUUAUUAUUAUAAAUCAGCACAAUUCGCAUGUUUCUGAUACGGUUUUAUUUAGGAAAUGUAAAAUUACACCACCAAAAAUGAUUAUAAAAAAAUAUUUAAGAAAUAAUACUAGUACACCAAAAAAGAUAGAUGUAUCAUUUCUUUUUAUACAAUUUUUUAUUCCUAAAACAAAUGAAAUAAAAUAUAAAAAAAAACUAAAGUUCUUACUAAAGAGAUUACAAACACUUGAUAUUUGUGUUAUUUUAGAAAAUAAUGGAUUAGAUUGUCUAGUUUAUGUGGGCCAAGAUAUUAAUAGAGUAUUAAAAUUCGGGUUAUACAUUUUUAAAUUAUUUACAAUGUAUAAUAUAAGCUUAAGUAUAGGAGUGGCAUGUGGAUAUUAUUGGUUUAAAUCAGCAAAUUUAAAUAGUAAAUUUAUGGGGAAUGCACUAAAUAAAGCUUCUAGAUUAUCAUAUUUAGGAAAUGGUGUAUUUUGCUGUCACUGUGCAGUAUUUGAUGAUGAUAAUAUUAAUUUUCAGUAUAUUGGUGAGAAAGAGAUGAAAGGAUAUACAAAAUGUGUUAAGAGUUAUUUUGUAUAUGAAAAAUGA
Messenger RNA from Vairimorpha ceranae, 1809 nucleotides. RefSeq lists its product as hypothetical. The transcript has a single exon. Lineage: Eukaryota; Fungi; Microsporidia; Nosematidae. Bases 1 to 1809 code for a protein of 602 amino acids. The record is from RefSeq and is a predicted model, not a curated record.